Molecule: messenger RNA, 672 nt
Organism: Ilex paraguariensis (yerba mate)
Lineage: Eukaryota; Viridiplantae; Streptophyta; Magnoliopsida; Aquifoliales; Aquifoliaceae
Source: the annotation of a GenBank genome assembly
AUGCUUAUAUUUCUGAGAUUUUUGUUCAAUAUAGUUCACUAUUUUACGGAGACUGAUAAUGUCAUUUGUGCAGUUUUUGGACAAAUCGAUUUAGUGGUGUUGGGUAGUGUGGCAUCUGGUACACUGUCAAAUUCUGGUGAUGGACUCAUGGAUGAGGAUAAAUUGACAUAUUUCCGAAUAAAGGAGCUCAAGGAUGUCCUUACUCAACUAGGGCUAUCAAAGCAAGGAAAGAAGCAGGACCUUGUAGACCGGAUAUUAGCCAUUCUCGUUGACGAACGAGUUUCUGGGAUGUGGGCCAAGAAGAAUGCUGUUUCAAGGGAAGAAGUAGCAAAACUAGUAGAUGACACCUUCAGGAAAAUGCAGGUUGCUGGGGCAACUGAUUUAGCAUCGAAAGGCCCAGAUUUAUCAUCAAAAGGACCGGGUGUCUCAGAAAACAGUAAUUUGAAGUCCAAAGAGGAAAUUGAAGAUUCUUACCAGAUGUAUAAGAUUCAGUGUCCCUGUGGAAGUUCAUUGCAAACUGACUCAAUGAUUAAGUGUGAGGAUCCAAAAUGUAAUGUAUGGCAGCAUAUUGGUUGUGUUAUGAUUCCGGAGAAACCUGUAGAUGGUGUGCCACCUGUUCCUCCUGAUAUUUAUUACUGUGAACUCUGUAGACUGAGUCGGGCAGACCCGUAA